Molecule: messenger RNA, 3148 nt
Organism: Gadus morhua (Atlantic cod)
Lineage: Eukaryota; Metazoa; Chordata; Actinopteri; Gadiformes; Gadidae
Gene: nt5dc1
Product: 5'-nucleotidase domain containing 1
Exons: 12
Coding region: 293-1846 (517 amino acids)
Molecular function (GO): 5'-nucleotidase activity
Source: RefSeq, a predicted model, not a curated record
GAAAAGCCGCGUCCCGCCCCCGUCUCUCUGACGCUCUCCUGGCACGGAUCAGAACGACUUGUUUUGACAUGUGCUCAACCCACUGAGGUAUCGAAGCAGGGAUAAGCGCUUGUAGAGCAGACUCUGGCUCCACUCCGGGUCGUGGGGCUCGUAGACCGGACUCUGGUCCACUCCGGGUCGGGGAGGCGGACCCCACGUGGACCCCGCGGCACCAGUGACGUUGACGGAGCGGCGGUGUGUGUGUUGCUGUGCUGCCGUGCUCAAGUCGGUGCACAGUGGGACCUAUUUCACCAUGAGCGACUACUUCAGCCUCUCCGACUGCGACGUGAUCGGCUUCGACCUCGACCACACGCUGUGUCGGUACCACCUGAAGGAGACCUCCAGGCUGAUCUACGAGAGCUUCGCCAGGUAUCUGGUGGAUCACAAGGGCUAUGACCCCGACCUGCUCCUCCUCACCCCGGCCACCUGGGACUUCUGUUUCAAAGGCCUGGUGGUGGACCUUGAGGAUGGAAACCUGGUGAAGCUAGCCGCAGAUGGAACCGUCCUACGAGCGACGCACGGAACCAGGGACCUGACGGAGGCGGAGAUCCUGCAGCACUACGGCCCCCAGAGGCAGUGGAAGCACUUCCACAGCCUCAACACCUCCUUCACCCGCUCAGCACAUUACUAUUUCUACGACAACUACUUCGACCUCCCCGGGGCGCUGCUGUGUGGUCGGGUGGUGGACAUGUUGAACAAGCGGGGCGAGGAGGUGAACGCAGAGUUCUGGAAGGACAUGGUGGCGGCCAUCGACCACAACUACAACACAUCAGCCUUUAAAGAGGACGCCGGGACCUACUUCCCCAGCGUGAAGCGAGACCCUGGGCGCUACCUGCAGCCCUGCUCCGAGGAGGUGAAGGCGUGGCUGCGCAGCAUGAAGGAGGCCGGGAAGGUCCUGCUGCUCAUCACCAGCUCCCACAGCGACUACUGCCGGCUCAUCUGUGAACACGUCCUGGGGAAGGACUACGAGGAUCUGUUCGACAUCAUCAUCACCAACGCGCUGAAGCCCGGGUUCUUCUCCCUGGUUCCCCACCAGCGUCCCUUCAGAACCCUCGUGGACGACGUGGAGGAGAGCGAGGGCCUGCAGGCGCUCGACAAACCCGGCUGGUACUCCCAGGGGAACUGGCCUCACCUCCACCAGCUCCUCAAGACCAUGACGGGCAAGCCGGAGCCCAAGGUGGUGUAUUUCGGAGACAGCAUGCGCUCCGACAUGUUCCCCGCCUCCAGCUUCGGGCGCUGGGAGACGGUGAUGGUGGUGGAGGAAAUGGAGGGCGAGGGCGUGCCCACCAGCGCCGCCGCCAGGGCUAACCAGGCCCAGGCCCAGACCCAGGACCAGGACCAGGACCAGGACCAGGACCAGGCCCAGACCCAGGCCCAGACCCAGGCCCAGGACCAGGCCCAGGACCAGGCCCAGGACCAGACCCAGGACCAGGCCCAGGCCCAGACCCAGACCCAGGACCAGGACAAGGACCAGGACCAGGACCAGGAGACCAAGGCCAAGUUCGAGGACCAGGGCAUGAAGGCCCCCUCGGACUCCUCCCGGCAGUGGGGGUCCUACUUCAUGGACGCCCAUAAGAGCUCCGGAGAGGCAGGAGUGGAGAAGGAGGAGCAGGAUCAGAAGCUGACCUGGUGCUGCCACAGCAUCCAUAAGUACAGCACCAUGGCCAUCCCCAGCGUGGAGCACAUCGCCGGUCUUCCCCUGGACUACAAGUUCCCUCGCUUCUCCCCCGACCGGCCCCCCACCAGCGGCUACUACCCUCGGCCCCCCGACUCCCUGCAGGGCGGACGGAGCCGGGACGCGUCAUGAGGAACCACCCCACCCCAAUUACCUCCACCUCCUCCACCACCACCUCCUCCAUCCCCCCACCACCGACGACACUACCACCACCUCCUCCUCCUCCUCCACCACCGACGACACUACCACCACCUCCUCCUCCUCCACCACCGACGACACUACCACCACCUCCUCCUCCUCCACCUCCUCCACCUUCAUCAACGUCAUCACAUGUGCCUCCACACCCCUCACCCCUGACCCCUCCCACCCCCAGAGCCAACAUAAACACAAACACACACACACACACACACACACACACACACACACACACACACACACACACACACACACACACACACACACACACACACACACACACACACACACACACACACACUCUCUAUGGUCCACUCUGCAGCAGCAGUUAUUGUGCUGCAGAGGAAUGUGAAUGUAGUCCUCCGUGUCCUCUGAACGUCGUGGCGUAGUCUUAAUGUGUACCGUACAUGUGGAAAUACCACUCGUCAAAAUAAGUGCGUGUGAAGUAGUGAGUCAGCAGCUCAGCAGCUAGUUCUAAAAGACGCAUAGCGCUCCCUAAUCUUAUUGUGAAGGGCACAUUUAUAAAUACCAAUGCACCAGUUAUUGAUCAGCAGAGCUUUUCUAGGAACAUAAGAAUGCUGAUGCUUACCACAAUAAAAGUCCUACUUCUCUUUCCUUUUUCCUUCCUGAAUAUGAUUUAUCAAACCUCGGGUAAAAAAAUUAUUUGUGUGCCACUCAGUGUUAUUAUUACACCACUUAUUAGUUUAGUUUCUGUUUCAUCAUAUAUGUGUAUUUUAGUAACUGGGAUAUAAUAUUAAAGUUGGAUGUUUUCCUGUUGCCAGUAUUUUGUGAAGUUGUUAAUCGGGACAUUGUUCGUAAAGAAAUGAAUGAGUCAAAUCCUAUCUCUCCCGUGCUGUGUGUGUCAAAAACCAUACCAGGAUCCAGAACCAUGAGGUGAAUAUUCCUCAUGCUUGAUGUUCUCAUCAUAUUUUCCGUGAAAUGUGUUGGAGUGAAAUGCGAGUCCUCUCCUUUCCUUCGGAGUGACGCUGCGAGAUGCUAUAGCUGAGUCUCGAGCGCUCGUGCGGCUGGUUUGCGUCAUUUGUGCCAUAAUGUGUGUUUAAGGUGAGCUCCUGGUAAAGGGGGGGGGGCCGGCCAGAGUGAUGCUGCUGUAGCACUCGGGUCCCCCUGAAGGGUCCCGCAGCGCGUUAGCUAUACGGGGGCAUCGUGUGGUCUCCAGGGGCCGGAGGAACACGGCGAGUUGUGUUGAUGUUCUGGCAAUAAAAUAUAACUGGGAUUUUU